AUGAGAAACAUCGGAGAUGGAAAAAAAACGAUUAUUCGAUCUGCGGCGAAAAAUGACGACGCGAAUGAGAUUUCAUUCUCCGAGAAGGACGACGAGCACACGACGAAUAAGCUCACGAAACGAGAGUUCGGCAUGAAAACGUUCGCGUUCACUUCACUCUCUCUCUUUGCGUCUUCAUCUUCCUCUCAAACGAAAGAAGCUUUUGCGGACGACUCUUUAAACUCAAACUUUUGGGAGAAAGUCAACCUGCCGUUAGAACCGGGAGUGAUCCUGUUAGACAUCGCGUUUACGGAUGAAAACGCGCGACACGGAUUUUUACUCGGCACGAGACAAACAAUCUUGGAAACCUUCGAUGGGGGGAAAACGUGGGACGCGAAAGAUUUAGGGCAAGAUGUCAUCGACGACGAGGUGAAUUAUCGAUUUAAUUCGGUCUCGUUCAACGGCGACGAAGGGUGGAUCGUCGGGAAACCGGCGAUUUUGUUACACACCGUGGACGCGGGGAAGACGUGGGAGAGAGUUGGUUUGUCGCCGAGAUUACCGGGGAUUCCGGUGUUGAUUACCGCGACUGGGGAUAACGGCGUGGCGGAGAUGGUGACGGAUCAAGGGGCGAUUUAUUUAACCACGGAUGCGGCGAGGAAUUGGAAAGCCGCCGUGGAGGAAACCGUGGACGCGACGUUGAAUAGAACCGUGUCGAGCGGCGUUCAAGGGGCGUCGUAUUACACCGGGUCGUUUUCCACGGUUUCCAGAAACCCGGAAACUGGCGAGUACAUCGGUUUAUCUUCGAGAGGGAACUUUUACAUGUCGUGGGCACCGGGACAAGCGUACUGGCAACCGCACAACCGAUCCUCGGCGAGAAGAAUUCAAUCCAUGGGUUGGAGAAAAGACGGCGGCGUGUGGCAGUUAACCAGAGGCGGUGGGAUUUAUUUGAGCGACACGAAAGCGUUGCCAGAGGAAGACGACGAAUUCACGGAAGGUAAAAUUGGAAGCAGAGGGUACGGUUUGUUGGAUCUCGGAUCGAACGCGAGCGGGACGAAAUACUUCACCGUCGGCGGAAGCGGGUCGGUGUUCUCCUCGGAGGAUAAGGGUAAAACGUGGAAAAGAGAUCGCGGGACCGACGAGGUUGCCGGGAACCUGUACAAAGUCGCGUUCGCCAAAGACGACGUUGGGUUUAUCUUGGGGAACGAUGGUAUUUUGUUGAGAUACAGAGGCAGCGCGUAA
This is a messenger RNA of Bathycoccus prasinos, 1218 nucleotides long. Its product is annotated as Ycf48-like protein. Gene Ontology annotation, molecular function: protein binding. The coding region runs from base 1 to 1218 and encodes 405 amino acids. NCBI's taxonomy places the organism in Eukaryota, Viridiplantae, Chlorophyta, Mamiellophyceae, Mamiellales, Bathycoccaceae. The transcript has a single exon. The record is from RefSeq and is a predicted model, not a curated record.